AUGUGCGAUGCAACAUUCACCUUCGGCCAGCGAGGCAGCCACUUCUUCCAGUGCGCAUCGCGGCGCGAGAUCACCCGCGUACCCAGGAAACUGAUAGCUAUUCUCUCAUCAUCUCAAAUUCAACAAGUCCAUCAUGUUGCCCUUGGUUUCGAAGACAGCUUCCUCAUCACAUGGCGCGACCGAGACGGUAGUGAUCGCAUAAACAGCGGAGGGCUUCCAAACGAGCUUACGGGUUUCUUGUACAGCAAAAAUCCUCAAGGCCAGCUCGUCCGCAACAUUUCAGCUAUACGCUGUGUCCUUGGAGCUUACAACUCGUCAUUCUUCGUGCACGACUCCUCGGCAUAUUUGUGGAUGAACAUACCGGACGGUCUACUUAGUGCUCUACAGUCUCAAAUCAAGAACGGAGCUUGGAUCGACAGGCCACGCAUUGUGGCACUUGGGGCAGAUGACAACUUCCUCCUAAUCACCAAAAAGAACGCAGCAAUGUGGGACCUGGACAAUUACAAGACAGUAUCAGAUAUGCUGGAAUUUUCUCGUACGCAAGAGCACGGUAUACCAGAGAUCCACAAUAUCAUCCUGCACCCAUAUCGCUAUGGCUGCUUCGUUGCGCAGUCGAAGAACGGGACAUUGCUGCACGAAAACUUGCCACCCCACCAAUCGCCCGGUCUAGCAAACAUGAUUGAUCCGAUUUUGCGGGAAACGGAGCGCGCCAACAGAAAGGUGGUGCAGCGAAGUGAUAGUGAAAAGAGGGAGACCAUUCACAGACGACCGAGUGCGAUGCAAGAAAGAGCGAGGGUCAAAAGGGAAUGGAGCGAGCACAAGCAGCAGUUCACAGCGCAAUCCAAGGGACUCAAGCUUAGUCUGAGCCUCAGUAUCGGCGUUGGAGGGCUGGCGCGAAUGCUGGGAUAA
Messenger RNA from Ascochyta rabiei, 909 nucleotides. RefSeq lists its product as uncharacterized. The record is from RefSeq and is a predicted model, not a curated record. The coding region runs from base 1 to 909 and encodes 302 amino acids. Lineage: Eukaryota; Fungi; Ascomycota; Dothideomycetes; Pleosporales; Didymellaceae. The transcript has 2 exons.